This is a messenger RNA of Ophidiomyces ophidiicola, 3513 nucleotides long. Its product is annotated as sporulation-induced protein. The record is from RefSeq and is a predicted model, not a curated record. The coding region runs from base 1 to 3513 and encodes 1170 amino acids. NCBI's taxonomy places the organism in Eukaryota, Fungi, Ascomycota, Eurotiomycetes, Onygenales, Onygenaceae. Gene Ontology annotation, cellular component: nucleus; cytosol. The transcript has 5 exons. Gene Ontology annotation, molecular function: protein phosphatase binding; protein phosphatase regulator activity.
AUGUUCUGGCGUUAUGGGGCGUAUGCAAACAUCUCUCCGAUUAACACGCUACUUGAUAGACCGGAUGUCACUGUUGAGGAUGUUCUGGAUGAGUCGGAACUCUUGCAUGAGCUAAAACAGCACAAUUCGAAGCUGAUCGAGUUUAUACGCGAGGAUCAUGUCUUAAAACGCAUGUUGGAAUACAUCGUAUCGCCCAGCCUUCUAAGCGACGACGACGACGACGACGAUGAUGGUGAUCAUGAAGAGAACGAGGAUGACAGCGCUAACAGAAGAAAAUCCCUCAGUUGCAGCUCUGGUCUAAUUACCUCGGGAGACGGCCAUCAGAUACAGAAAGAGACGAUAGCUCGCGACCGAUCGGAUAGCUUGGGUGCUGAUAUUGACCUAGAGGAACUUCAAAAUGCCGAGAAGGCGCGGCUGAAAUAUGCAUAUAUAUCUUCUGAAGUUUUGUCUGCCCCAUCAUGGUCCAUCGUCGAGGCUAUGAUGUUAAAUGAGGAGUCUCUUCUAGACUUCUGGCACUUUUUAUGGGGAAAAACACCGCUUGACUCUCUACAAUCGAGCUACUUCUAUAAAGUUAAUGAAGUGCUACUGGAUCAGAAGACUCCAGAUAUGCUUGCCUUUAUCAUGUCUUUAGAUGACGUUGUUGAGACAAUGCUAAAACAUGUGGAUAACCCGUCGGUUAUGGAUCUUCUGCUGAAAAUUAUAACUUUAGACAGCCCUGGAAAUGGACUAGGAAUUACAGAGUGGCUGUGUUCGCAAAAUUUCAUUCCGGUUAUAUUAUCCUACAUUACAACAGAGCAUUCUGCAUCGACACAGACUGCCGCUGGUGACUUUAUCAAGGCUCUCAUCACAAUAUCAGCGAACGCCGCUCAGAAUGAACAGCCAUGCAUUGGGCCAAAUAGUCUUACUCGCCAAUUGGGAGGAAAUCCACUCACUGUUGCGGUUGGAAUUGUCAUUGAUAUCAUCCGUAAAAACAAUCCCGACUACGACUCAGAACCACUGGAAGGCAGGGAUGCUACCCCAUCAAUUCGCGACCCUAUCUAUUUGGGUACUCUUCUUCGCGUAUUCGCCAAUCACGUUCCCGAUUUCGUUGAGUUAAUACUCAGUUCGAAUAGAACUGUCAACGAAGGCGGUGUUUUCAAAAUCACUGAAAGACGUCAUCUAAGUACGGCAUGGGGGUCGCAAGUUGAGCCUCUUGGGUUUGACAGAUUCAAAACAUGCGAGCUGAUGGCAGAAUUAUUGCACUGUAGCAAUAUGGGACUACACAAUGAACCCGGGAGCGAUGAAUACAUGCAGCUACGAGAUGCUGAGCGUCAACGUUCAAGAACGCAGGGCGUACUAGGUCGACAAGUUGAAGACUCUGGAUUCGUUUAUGCUGAUAAUUCCCAUGAAUUUGGAAACGGCGUGUCCCCAUCAGCCUUGGGAUCUGGCUCUCCGGAUGAAAUAAAAAGAAUCGACAGCUCUACCACUGGGGAGGAUGACGGUUUUGAGGACGUCGGUUCCCCAAGCGUGCUUUUAGAAGCCAAACUUAGCUCGGGAAGCACACAAACCCAAGAAACUAAACCUGACAUUGAAAAUUCUAGCCAUUUACCAAAGUUAGGAAUGCGAGACGACUUGGUAGAGGAGCCUCUUACUCCUCCACUCCCACAGACGCUGCCGAAUGAAAAAUUGACUGGAAAUUCAGAUAGCCGAUUAUAUAUUACACAAGAUGACCCCAUAUCCCCCACUUCCUCUGGGCUUACUGAUAAAGUGAGGCGGUUUUACAUUGACUCUAAUGUUCAGUUUUCCCCCACAGUAAACGAGACAUAUGUGGCGGCGCCGAAAGAUAUUACUGCGGUCGCUACCGAUGGCGUGCCCCAGCCGUCUAAAUCUAAUAAUUCAAUCGCCUUAUCCUCCACUAGUAGUCCACACCUCCCAGAACUCCAAACACAGGAUGAAAGCAGGGAAACCCAAACCACCAAGGCCUCCAUCAAUGAGCAAGUGCUUACUCCUGAUGAGAUGGGGAAGUUUUCCCAUUAUAUUCAGAAGGAUCCUGAUGGUCGCCCGGUCGUUGGAGAUUACUUAAAAAUGAUGUUUUAUACACACAAAGUUCUGCCCACUAUUCUGUCAUUCUUUUUCCGGUUUCCCUGGAAUAAUUUCCUUCACAAUGUUGUAUAUGAUGUUAUUCAACAAGCCCUUAAUGGUUCAAUGGACCAGGGCUUUAAUCGCAUUUUGGUGGUGAAUUUAUUUGAAUCUGCAACUAUCCCAGCGCAAAUUGUAAAAGGCCAGCGCGAAAGUGACGAGGCGCAAAGCAAAAAUGGAACCCGGUUAGGAUAUAUGGGACACUUGACUCUUAUUUCAGAAGAAGUGGUCAAGUUUACUGAACGCCUUGGGACGGAUGCUUUACCACCCGAAGUAAUGCAAACGGUAUUACAUCCCGAUUGGGUCAACUUCGUUGAGAAUACAUUGGCCGAGACCAGAGAGCGUGAUAAUGCUAUACUUGGUGGUGUCAAACCUGAUAUGUCUAUGGGACACCGACAGGCUGUUCUCAAUGCUAUCAGUGGUGGAAAUCAAGGAUUCGGGACGUCUGCAGCACUCUCGAAUGCUGGCCUUAAUGGUGAAAUUCCCAGCUCUGGUUUUGAGGGCCUUGGGUUUUCAAAUCAAGGAACAGUUUCUGGUGGCGUUUUGGGAUACGGAACUGGCACGGCAUCAUUAUUUAGCGGGUUCGGGAGCUCGAGUGACGAUGAAGAUGAGGAGAUGGAAGACUCCGAAGAUAUACAAAAAUCAUCUCCUGCUGAUGAAGAUGGCUUCAACUCUGAAAAUGUGGGUCAAAUUUCUCUUGAAGAUGUUGAUAUGACGGACUCUCAACCUAUCGCAAUUCUUCCUCCGCCUCCCACGUCACUAAGCAGUGGCCCUUCACGUGCUCGCCGUCAGCUUGCUGCCCGCCUUGCCGCUCAAAAACUAGCUGCGGAGAAAGCUGCCGUAGCCUCUGCCACUCUAAAUAAUGAUACAAUGACGCAAGAGGCUUCCUCUUUGUUUGCUGAAAGAGAUGCCUCGGCGAGGUCACCUGUCAACCCUUUUCUCAGUAUAGAUGAGGAGACAGACCUGGACCCUAAUACUGAACUUGAAUUUGUAUCCCCAUUCGCGGUCCCUGGAGACGGGGCGCCAUCCUCCAAACCUUCUUUUCUGUCUGGAUUCAAGCAGUCGACAGGCACUUUCUCCUCAAGCUCGUCCGAGGGAGAUGAAACUAUUGAAGCUGUACAACGAAACUACCGUUUACCACUGGAGGUAUACGAUGAUGAUGAUCUGAGCCAUAUACCUCCACCAGCGGCCGGCUUUUGCUCUUACUCAGACGACGAGGAUGAAGAGACGUUAAUUAGGGAAACCAUAGGUUACUCGGAAUUCUUCGGCCCGGAAUGCUAUGCGAAUAAUAAUGCCAUGUCGUCCACCAACAGCGGGCCUACCGGCAAUAGCGAUGAUGAGGAUGAAGGCCUUGUAGAAAUCCUUGUCCCUGGAAGAAGGGCGACGUCUACCUAA